UAAUCCCUUAGUGUUAUAUUGGGAUAGAAACUGUUAUACAGAUAGAAGGCAAAUUCAUCCGUAAACCCAGUGCUUCUUAUUUGAUCAGAACUUUAAAGUUGAGUUAUUAUCGUUGAAUGGCAGGGAAGAGCAAAAUCCUGGUUAUUGGAGGAACAGGAUACAUAGGAAAAUUCAUAGUUAAGGCUAGCACAGAAGCAGGACAUCCCACGUUUGUGUUGGUGAGAGAGAAGACUGUUUCAGAUCCUCAAAAGUCUAUACUUAUUGAGACCUUCAAGACCUCUGGAGCCACUCUGCUAUAUGGUGAUCUAAAUGAUCACGAAAGCCUUGUGAAGGCAUUGAAGGAGGUUGAUGUUGUAAUAUCUACAGUGGGUGGAGAGCAGAUAGAUGAUCAAGUGAAGCUGAUUGCAGCAAUUAAAGAAGCUGGAAACAUCAAGAGGUUCCUCCCAUCGGAAUUCGGGCUUGAUGUGGAGAGUCACAACGCAGUUGAACCAGCAGCGAGCUUUUUCAAUAAAAAGGUGAAAAUCAGAAGAACAAUUGAAGCUGAAGAAAUCCCCUACACAUACGUUUGUUCAUAUGGUUUUUUUGGAUACUACUUGUCUACACUGGGACAACAAAAUGUCACAGCCCCUCCCCGGGAUAAGGUUGUCAUUCUAGGAAAUGGAAACGUGAAAGGUGUUUAUGUGUCGGAGGAAGACGUUGGGACUUACACCAUUAAAGCAGUGGACGACCAGAGAACCUUGAACAAAAGUCUAUACCUCAGACCCCCUGAAAAUGUUUUGACCUUCAACCAGCUGGUGUCGUUGUGGGAGAACAAGAUUAAGAGUACCCUUGAGAAAGUCUACAUCCCAGAAGACCAACUUCUUAAGAACAUCCAGGAGUCUCCUUUCCCUGCCAAUUUCAUGUUAGCAAUAUGCCAUGCAAUGCUGGUUAAGGAUGUUACUUCGAACUAUGAGCUUGACCCUUCUUUCGGCGUGGAGGCUUCUGAAAUUUAUCCAGAGGUCAAAUACACUACCGCCGACAACUAUUUGAAUGCGUUCGUCUGAAAUCUGUGGAAAUCGUAGUUGCCAAUAACUACUGCACCCGACUCAAAAAAACAGAGUAUUUUUGUAUAUUUGUGUUGUCUUUCUGUUUGGCUAGUUACUUGUGCUUGUGUUUUCUACAAAACGAGUACUGUCCGCUGUAUAUUUUUGAGCGUGAUUGAAACUGCGUAAAAGUUCUUCUAAUACAGUAAUAUUAAUGUUCUGUCA
Messenger RNA from Vigna unguiculata (cowpea), 1247 nucleotides. Its product is annotated as eugenol synthase 1-like. The record is from RefSeq and is a predicted model, not a curated record. Gene Ontology annotation, molecular function: oxidoreductase activity. NCBI's taxonomy places the organism in Eukaryota, Viridiplantae, Streptophyta, Magnoliopsida, Fabales, Fabaceae.